Molecule: messenger RNA, 1791 nt
Organism: Diaporthe batatas
Lineage: Eukaryota; Fungi; Ascomycota; Sordariomycetes; Diaporthales; Diaporthaceae
Exons: 2
Coding region: 1-1791 (596 amino acids)
Source: RefSeq, a predicted model, not a curated record
AUGACUUUCCAAGAGGCCAGCUACAUGCAUGCUACCAACACUGGGGAGAGCUCACGAUCACAACUCUCAUCCCGCAACCCAUACCUUGACUAUGGGGACACAUACGACUCUGGCAGCGCGAUCAAGAGCCAUGAUGACAUCCCCUGGGUUCCGGAUCCGCGAUACUACGCACCUGCAGCACACGCGGCAUAUCACAGCACCGGCGAGACAAGUUAUCCAGACUCAAGCUCAUUCUCAUCAGGCCAUCCGGGCAGUCCAGAGCCGCCUCCUCUCCCAACGCGUCCCCGUGACGAGCCCGCUCAAUGGCCACACAGUUCGCCGCGCUCCUCCGAGCGAUACUCACCUGAUGAUUACGAGCAGCGCCCUGAUCUACCACCAAGGCCACCAACAGGACAAGACAGCCACCACUCCCGCUCCCCUGAACGCACUGACGAGCUCGUCCUGCUGCCGCCACGCCGCCGGCUGACGACGGGCGACAUCCCCGUCAACACAGUUGGAUACAGCCGCGACCCAGAGAUGGUGAUCGCCUACCUGAUCCCGCUGCCCCCUCCCUCCUCCAAGGGCCAGACCCUCGACGUGCCCCAGCGGUACAUGAUCUACACGCCGCCCGCACCGCACCUGCUCAAGCCGACCACCGCGAACACGGGCACCAUCAAGGUCAAGGAGGGCAAGCGCCACAAGGCCAAGCGGCUCAUCCAGCAGGAAGUCCGCAAGGCCAAGACCUACGACGGCAAGACGCUCUCCCUGCGCGGGCUGCACUACAAGGCGCUGCGGGGGUGCGACCGUGCCGUGGCGGCGAUCAAGACGCCCGACAUCACGUUCCUGAACCGCGUGCCGCGGAAGCACGUUACUGAGCUGGUCCUGAUCCACCCGGCCUCUGUGCUCGCCGACCACACCCCCGAUGAGGUGCACGCCGAGGUCGGGGCGCAGCUUGCGCGGACGCAGAGGCGGGCUGCGAGGGAUAGUAUCAUCAGCACGCUGCUGUUCCCGCCGUCGCUGGUUAUUGACACACUGGCGGCCGUGGUCUGGCCUUUUGGUGGCUUGGCUGAGAUUGAUGGCGUGUGGAUGUAUGCCAGUAUCUCUGGGUAUCUCACGGCGCGGAGUGUGACGCGGAGGAUGGAGAGGGAACCUGUUGUUGACGAAAGUGGUGCAGGGGUCCAAGACAGUGGCCAGAGCAGGUCCGACAGGGGGUUGAGUCCUGUGUCUGAAGAGGACAUCUAUACUGCAGGUAUCGAGACUUCGCGUCCCGGCGCCAACGGUGCAAGCCGUCGAGACACGCGGAGGGACAGCAGGCAGGUGCAUUUUGAGGAAAUGCUAGAUGAUGAAGAAGAGGACGACCUCAAACGAAAUGCUCGGGAUGGCGGGAACAAAGACGCAAAGAAGAGGACCCUCAAAGUCCGCAUGGUCCCUGAUGACGCGAUGGAUACGAUGGCGUCCUACUUCCAGGAGAUUUGCCACCAGAGGAACCCAAAGGCGUUUGGAAGCCCGGGAAUACCGCCCACCAAGACGGAUGUGUUGGCGAGUAUCGGCUGGUGGCCAGACCGUCGGGGAAGAGCCCCCGGUGUGGAGCAUGCUGGGGAUUGGGAGGAUGAGAACUGGCAGACACGACAAGUAAAGGAGGACAUGGACAAGGUCCUGACCAAGGCUGCCAAGUCCUGGGACAAAUGGUGCAAGUCCUACGCCAAGUAUCCCGAGCGGGCCAUGAAGGAGAAGGGCCAUAGCAGGACGUCUGAGGUGAUGAGAAAGCUUCGAGUGAAGAAGGACACGCGUGGUCCCCGUGUCAUCGUUUAA